AUGGAAGAAAUGCAGAGAACUUAUGGAAUAAAGAUGACUUAUAAUAAGGCUUGGAGGUCUAGGGAAAAUGCCCUAAUGGCGGUGCAAGAAACUAUAGAGGAAUCCUAUGGUAAAUUUCCAUCAUACCUGUACAUGUUGGAGAAUAAUAAUUUGGGUACCGUAACAGACAUCCAGAAGAAUGAGCUUGGCCAUUUCAGUGAAUAUGAUUUUAAAGUUGACUUCAAAGGAUUGACUUGUAGUUGUAAGGUAUUUGAUGUAUCUAGUCUUCCUUGCACUCAUGCAUUGGCUGCUGCCUAUACACGUAAUUUGGAUGCCUAUGAAUUCUGCUCAAGGUAUUACUCAACUGAAUCGUGGAUCAGUGCAUAUGCGGAGACAUGCUAUCUAGUUUGUCAUCAAGACUCUUGGGAUAUUCCAGAAAAUAUUAAGCAAUGA
This is a messenger RNA of Impatiens glandulifera, 432 nucleotides long. RefSeq lists its product as uncharacterized. Lineage: Eukaryota; Viridiplantae; Streptophyta; Magnoliopsida; Ericales; Balsaminaceae. The transcript is spliced from 3 exons. The record is from RefSeq and is a predicted model, not a curated record. Gene Ontology annotation, molecular function: zinc ion binding. The coding region runs from base 1 to 432 and encodes 143 amino acids.